CUAAACCGUAACCCACAAUCCUUUUGACUCCUUGGCUGUAGCGCUGAAAAGCACAACCCUCUGUGGUGGAUUGUUCAAGUGCUUGGGUGUUUUAAGAGAAAAUGGCUGAUUCUGUGGUUGAUUUUCUACUGGAGGACCUACGUCAGGUGUUAAGCCGUUGUACUGCUUUGAUUCUUGAAGAAAUGGUUCCUAUUGAAGUCCUUUAUGAGGAUCUUAAAUUCAUAAAAGACUUCCUCAGGGAUUCCAAGGAGAAGUUCAAUGAGAGCGAUGAAUUGAAGAUCUUAGUGACACAUAUUGGAGAGAUGGCUUCCAAGGCAUUGGUUGACCUUGACAUGUUUACAAUCAUUAGCCUCAUGUAUGAGGGUAUGAACAUCUCUGAGCGAUUCUAUCAGGUCUUUGGUCGUUCCCAAAAGGUGAGAGAUAUGAUACUUGAGGUUAAGUCUAUCAAGAAACAAGUGUUGGAGAUUUAUGACAAGAAGCUCUACAGCAUCGCAGUACCACAAGAAGAGACUAUUGCAGAAAUUAUAUCAAGAGUAGAGGAGUUGGAGGAUAAUGACAAGUUCUCCGACCCAGUCGUUCAAGAAGUAAACAUGUCUGCCACAAGUAGCAGAUCAACAGGGUCAAGAGCAAGCAAAAGCAUUGUAGAGGAAGAGACUCUCGUGGGCUUUGAGGAUGAGGCAAUGGCGAUAAUGGAAAGGCUUACUGGAGUACAAAGGCAACUAGAUGUUAUCUCAAUUGUUGGGAUGGCCGGACUCGGUAAGACAACAGUAGCCAGAAAAUUAUACAAUGAUCCUUUCAUUGUAUAUCACUUCUAUAUUCGUGGAUGGAUUUAUGUGUCACAGGUAUAUAGAAAAAGGGAUUUGUUACUUGGUCUUCUGAGCUCUAUUGUCAAGAAUAAAGAUGAUUUUUUUGCAAUGAGCGAUGAAGAUACCUUCCGAGAAGAAAAGUUGGGGGAAGAAUUAUACAAACGCUUGAAGGGUAUGAGAUUUCUAAUUGUCAUGGAUAAUAUAUGGGAUUUGUUGGCCUGGAAUGAUUUAAGACAAUAUUUUCCUAAUGACAACAAUGGAAGUAGAAUCUUGCUCACCACUCGGUUAAAAGAAGUUGCUUUGGACAUAAAAGCCAGUAAGCCUCCUCACUGUUUGCGUUUUUUAACUAAAGCUGAAAGUUGGGAUCUAUUUCAACAAAAGGUAUUUUUGAGAAAUAGUUGCCCUCCAGAGUUGAGAAAAAUUGGAAUGGAAAUUGUUGAAAGAUGUUGGGGACUUCCGCUUGCAAUUGUUGUUGUAGCUGGAUUUCUUGCAGAGGAAGAGAAGACGCAAGAGUUGUGGAACCAAUUUGCAAAUCGAGUAAGAUGGAGUAGUUUCGGUGAUCGCAAUGAAAAAUUCAUGGAAAUACUAGAAAUGAGCUACUUGAACUUACCUUCUCACUUGAAACCAUGCUUUACAUAUUUUGGAGCAUUGCAGAUACACUAUGAAAUCCCAGUAUGGAGGUUGAUAUGCUUGUGGAUUGCCCAAGGAUUUAUACGGCCAAAUGGACUACAGAGUUUAGAGGAUAUAGCAGAGGGUUACCUGAUGGAUUUGAUUGAUAGAAGUUUAAUAAUUCCUGCCAAGAAAAGUUCUGAUGGUAAAAUCAAAGCAUGUCAUAUCCAUGAUACAUUGCAUGAUUUGUGCCUGAGAAAAGCACCGAAAUUUCAAGUGCCGAUUUACCAGCAUGGAGCAGUCAUUUCUUCUUCAGGUUCAGGUCCUAUCUCAUAUAACUACCCGACCUUUCUAUCUCAUGAUACCCCUGUUAUUCCUGGGAAGUCAUCUGUCCCACAUGUUCAUUUUCUUUCCUUGGACAUAUCUGGUAGGAAUGCACACCCUAAUCUAACUAUGUUAUCCAUUUAUAAACAGCUUAGGGUGUUUGAUAUAUCGCACAUCACUCUGAAAUUGUUCCCAGUGGUCAUAUUGCAAUUGGUUCAUUUGAGGUACUUGGCACUUCAAAUUUACUUUACUGAGAGCCUACCGUCACUAAUAUCCAACCUCUGGAACCUAGAAACUCUUAUUCUUUAUAAAAGGGGAGGCAUCAAAAUAACUAUACCUCGUAUUUGGAAGAUGCAAAAGCUGAGGCAUAUACAUAUUUCAGCUCCAUUGGAAUUAGUAGACCCUUGUUGUGAUACUUGGAAUUUACUUAAUGACCUGCAAACCAUUUCCACAUUAUGUCUUUCUAGUUUAAGUGAGGAUGUCUUAAAAAUGAUUCCAAAUCUUAGAAAACUGGGUCUUUUUAUACCUUUAUCACCGUUUGGGAAUUUAUCUUUUCCAGUCCUAGCCAAUUUAGUUCAGCUUACGACACUGAAGUUAGUUUAUUGGAGGUGGAACUCUUCUCCAUCAAGCAUUCCCCAAAUGUGCAUGUUUCCCCCCAAUCUCCAAAAGCUAACUUUAUUAGGUGGUCAUGUGGACUGGAAGGAAACGUCAACCCUUGGGUUGUUACCCAGCCUUGAGGUUCUCAAAUUGGAAUAUGAUGCCUUCAAAGGAAAGCAGUGGAAGACACCAAAUGGUGGGUUUCGUCGACUUAAAUUUUUGAAACUUAAACAUAUGAAUCUUGAGCAAUGGAUUGCCUCAAGUAAUCACUUUCCCUUCCUCCAAAGAUUAGUGUUGGAUGGUUGUAGGCGUCUCAAGGAGCUUCCGUCUGGCUUGUGUAAUACACCUACAUUACUGAUGAUCGAGCUAUACCAGCCAAGAUCCUCUGCUGUGGAAUGUGCAAGGAGAAUUGAGGAAGAGCGACACAACUCGGGAGAUGAUGGAUUGAAAAUCUUGAUAUACAAUUAAGAUGAAGAUUGAAAUGAGAGAGAUUGAACUGCAUUUGUAUAUGAAUCUCUCCAUUAAUUGGAUGUUGUAGAAAUAGCUUAUUUCUAUUGGCUCUUUGGUUAAGCUAUAGUUAUAUUAAAGAUCACUAUAAUUAUAGCAUGCAAGUAUAACCUAGCUACGUGUGAAUUUAAGA
Ilex paraguariensis (yerba mate) is the source of this 2976-nucleotide messenger RNA. NCBI's taxonomy places the organism in Eukaryota, Viridiplantae, Streptophyta, Magnoliopsida, Aquifoliales, Aquifoliaceae. The record is from the annotation of a GenBank genome assembly.